ACUAUUUAAAAUGCUGCUGUAACUGCUGUUGGAGUUUCGUUGAUUGAAGUGUGUGGAUAUUUUUCGUGUUUUGGCGCUCAUCUGUUUGAACAACAUGGAGCUUGUGCACUUCGUUUUUGACGAUAACAUCACGGGAUCUGGGGACUGGGACUUAGAUGGACUUGAGGGACUCUGUGAUCUCGCGGAUAGCGAUGACUUCCAGAGAAUUUUCCUCCCCACUAUAUAUGGGAUUAUUUUUGUCCUGGGAAUCGUUGGCAAUGGACUCGUGGUGCUUGUGAUGGGCUACCAAAAGAAGUCUAAGAACAUGACUGACAAAUACAGGUUGCACCUCUCCAUCGCUGAUCUCCUGUUUGUCCUGACUCUGCCCUUCUGGGCUGUGGAUGCAGCCAGUGGAUGGCAUUUCGGGGGAUUCCUCUGUGUCACAGUCAACAUGAUCUACACUCUGAAUCUGUACAGCAGUGUGCUGAUCUUGGCCUUUAUCAGCCUGGACAGGUAUCUGGCCGUGGUCCGUGCCACAAACAGCCAGUGGCUCAGGAAACUGUUGGCAGGACGGGUGAUUUACCUUGGAGUUUGGCUGCCUGCCACCCUGCUGACUGUGCCUGAUCUAGUGUUCGCCAAAGUACGCAAUACUGGUGAAAACACAAUCUGUGAGCUCAACUACCCACAGCAGGCCAAUGUUGUGUGGAAGACUGUUUUCCGCUUCCAGCACCUCAUCAUUGGCUUUUUGCUGCCUGGUCUGGUCAUCCUGACCUGUUACUGUAUUCUCAUCUCUAAACUCUCCAAAAACUCCAGGGGUCAGGCCCUAAAGAAGAAGGCACUGAAGACCACUGUCAUCCUCAUCCUCUGUUUCUAUAUCUGCUGGUUGCCCUACUGUGUUGGCAUCCUGGUGGACACUCUGAUGAUGCUGAACGUUGUUUCUCACAGCUGUUUCCUGGAACAGGGUGUGCAGAAAUGGAUCUUCAUUACCGAGGCACUGGCUUACUUCCACUGCUGUCUGAACCCAAUUCUUUAUGCUUUCCUGGGAGUCAAAUUCAGAAAAUUUGCCCGUAGUUCUGUGCGCAUCGGCAGUAGAUCGAGUCACAAGAUGUUGACCAUGAAAAGAGGCCCCAUAUCGUCUGUAUCUACAGAAUCAGAGUCAUCCAGUGUCCUCUCCAGUUAAUUAACACUUUGUACAUAAAACUGUCCUACAUGGAUGACUAAGCUUUAAUUUUAAAAGGACUUUACUACACUUUGUACAUUGUAAACACAAGCUGUGUUUUCGGAUGUUUGUGAACAUUUUUAUUCAAUGACAUAAUUUAAUCUAUGUACUCUUUGUACUUUUUAAAUAUCUAUUGCAGGACCUAAAGGCAGAGCCUUGACAGUCUGUAUACUUGCCAUGCAGAUGUUCUUCUCAAUUCUUAGCGAACUUUUGCCUAGUCGUUUGUCUGAUCAAGAAUGCGUAGUGUAAAUUAUUUGAACGUGUAUCAUUGUUUGCCUUUUGUGUAUGUGUACUUUGCUUUCAUUACUCAGAUAAGCUUUCUAAUAUUUAUUAAAAUAAGGUAGCUCACACUGUAAAUUGUUUUUAAUUUUUUUUUUUGUAAUUUAAGCAUGUCAGAAUUUUUGCAUUUUGACUAUUUCAUAAUUAAACCUUAAUCAUCUCUUUUAAUGAGUCUGACUUGUCUUCUUGCAACUCUCCAGUGGCCACACACACACCCCUCCACCCCCAUCCACUCUGUGGGGGAGGGUUAGAGCUGAAGUGGAGUGAAGGUCUGUCAAGUUGCCAAAACAAAAUCUCCACCUGAUCUCCCACUGAACAGAAUGGCUGAGGAGAGGGUCUGUAAUUUUAAGAACAUCUGUUCUCUGGCGUUUUAAGCAACCACUGAUAAACCUACCUACAAAGGGACAGAAUUGGCCACCUCAUGGGAUUUCUUUUGUUGGAUCAGAUAACAAAAAAAAAAGUUAAUAAGAUAGUUUGAAGAUGUAAAAUGUGAAAAUAUAAAUUCUGCAGAAUGCUUUACAAAAAUAGUGCCCUAUAUGGAUAUAACAGAAAAAUAAAAAAAUUUAUGUCAAAAAAAAUUUCCUGUCAUAUCACCCCAAUAAAAUGCACAAAAUAAAAUAAAGCUAACCCGUUACUAUGUUUUUA
Myxocyprinus asiaticus (Chinese sucker) is the source of this 2122-nucleotide messenger RNA. Its product is annotated as C-X-C chemokine receptor type 4-like. Lineage: Eukaryota; Metazoa; Chordata; Actinopteri; Cypriniformes; Catostomidae. Gene Ontology annotation, molecular function: chemokine receptor activity. The record is from RefSeq and is a predicted model, not a curated record. Gene Ontology annotation, biological process: G protein-coupled receptor signaling pathway; chemotaxis; brain development. Bases 95 to 1159 code for a protein of 354 amino acids. Gene Ontology annotation, cellular component: membrane. The transcript has 2 exons.